AAUAAUCUGCUGGAGGAGACUCCUAAAGCACCACAAUCACUUGUGUUUGUUUUACUUUUCAUACCCCAAAAUUGCCACCUUUGGCGCUUCUUGGCUCUCCUGAAUCUUUCCCUCUCUCUCCAUAUUUUUUCCUCUCUUUCAUUUCAAUUUUCGAACUCAACCCCCCUCUACCCCUACGAUUGGGAAGUACUUUGAGAAAGACGUAGGAAAGUAAACCUGCAGCUUUUGAGGAGAGAAAAACAACUGAUUCACAGGCUAAAGGGGUUAUGGACGAAGAUAGAAUUGGGCUGGUUUUGGUCAGAGUUGCUGAACUGAGGGGUAAAAUCACUAAUUGUGUCCAUAAAGCAGCGACCAGUGGCAAGAAGGAAGAUGGAGAAAGCCUAAGUAAAGACUCUAAAGUAGGCCUUGAUGCUCAAGAACAGGAAGCAGAAGAAGAUGACGAUGAAGAAGCAGCAGAGAGUCUUCUGAAUAUUAGGGAAGCCCUUGAAUCACUUGAGGCCCAGCUUUCUUCUUUGCAGGCUUUACAACAGCAGCAAUUGUACGAGAAAGAAGCAGCCUUAGCGGAAAUUAGAUACAGUCAAAGAAAAUUGCUUGAGAAGUUGAAGGACUACAGAGGGGAAGAAUUGGAAGUCAUUCGUGAGGCAAUUGCUUUUGCUGGUGAAGCCGUGGAAGAUAACAACGACCUUCUCCUCCCACCAUAUCCAAGCCGGCCUUUGCAUUCUGCGAUGUCUGAUAAUGACUAUUUAUCACAAUUUCCUAGUGCACGUAAGAAAACCCAAAAUGGGGUUGUAAGUGGUGAAACUAAGAAUGCACCUGCAAAAGGAUUCCUUGAAUCAGACACAGACCAACUCCAGCCUGAACCUGGAAGACCAUUGUCCAGGGUAAAAGGUUUCAUGGGUGCAGUAGCAAAGUCAGCGUUAACUAUCGUUGGGGUAUUCUCUGUUCUCAGUUUGGCAGGCUAUGAGCCUCGGUUGAGGAAAGGUGAUAAGCAGUUCAAGUUGCUUCACCUCUUUCAGCAACAUCAAUCUGGUGAUGGUGGAAUAACUGUUGAAUGUCCGCCUGGUAAAGUACCGGUCCUUGAAAAUGGUGAAACACGCUGCCUUGUAAAAGAACGAGUUGAAAUUCCAUUUGAAUCUGGGGUAGCCACCCCAGAUGUCAAUUACGGGUGUGGAAGAAACAAAAUGAGUCUUCAAGAAGGAGGGGAAAGUUGUGGGUCUUUGGCAGGAAGAGUGUUUACUGAAGAGCAGGAAGCCCUGGUGGUGAAGUCAUGGAACUCCAUGAAGAAGAACUCGGGAGAAUGGGGUCUCAAAUUCUUUCUCAGGAUAUUUGAGAUUGCACCGUCCGCUAAGAAAUUGUUCUCAUUUCUUAAAGAACCGAACGCUCCAUUGGAACAGAACCCCAAGCUCAAGACCCAUGCCAAGACUGUCUUCGUCAUGACGUGUGAAGCUGCGGUUCAACUCCGGAAAGCUGGGAAAGUUGUGGUGCGGGAAUCAAGUCUCAAGAAACUGGGUGCCACGCAUUUCAAAUACGGAGUCGUGGAUGAACAUUUUGAGGUGACCAAAUUUGCACUGUUGGAGACGAUCAAAGAAGCAGUUCCAGAAAUGUGGUCCACAGAGAUGAAAAAUGCAUGGGGUGAGGCCUAUGAACAAUUGGUCGCUGCCAUCAAGACCGAAAUGAAGCCCUGAACAUCAAAAUCAUUGGGGGUGCGCUCCCAGUAUUUCUAUCCGAAAUUCUCUGUUUCUCUUGUCAGAUUGAAUUGUCAUGUUUCAAUAAACCAUAAAUAGAUUGUACAAUUUGAAGCUGUUUCAUAUGGUACUUGGACACACUUCAAGAUUGUAAGGCUUGUUUUAUUAAAAUGUUCGGUCCAGUCAAUUAAAAUAUGCUGCCCGGCACAAGGAUAUGAUAAAUAAUCCAUCUUACUAAUUGUGAGG
Molecule: messenger RNA, 1931 nt
Organism: Coffea arabica (coffee)
Lineage: Eukaryota; Viridiplantae; Streptophyta; Magnoliopsida; Gentianales; Rubiaceae
Product: plastid division protein PDV2-like
Molecular function (GO): oxygen binding; heme binding
Source: RefSeq, a predicted model, not a curated record